Messenger RNA from Penicillium digitatum Pd1, 2385 nucleotides. Its product is annotated as putative phospholipase A2 (PlaA). Gene Ontology annotation, biological process: glycerophospholipid catabolic process. NCBI's taxonomy places the organism in Eukaryota, Fungi, Ascomycota, Eurotiomycetes, Eurotiales, Aspergillaceae. The record is from RefSeq and is a predicted model, not a curated record. Gene Ontology annotation, cellular component: cytosol. Gene Ontology annotation, molecular function: A2-type glycerophospholipase activity.
AUGGGCGCUGCCAGGGUCACUCGUCUGUGGACGGUACCCCCCGUUGCGCUAGCUGCAUACACUGCAAGGGAAUGGUCUCAACCCAGACAAUUUAGAGCUCAAUUCACUACUUCUCGAACACUACGCAACAAUGAUUCAGAGUCUAGCAAUUCAAAUACGAGCUCAGAUAGAAUUGGUGAGGAGGGCAAGGAUGAGAGAUCCAUCUGGGACAAAAUCGGCCAAAAGCUCGAUGAGGUUAAACAAACUGUUGGCUCCGGCGAUUGGGUAGACGUGGGUAGUCUUACAGACUAUAUUAUCCCAGACUGGACGCGAUUUUUACCAGCUACUGUCCAAAAGCUGCAGCGAGAGCUUUCCUUGUCACCAGGCUCCCUGGCAGACGAUAUCUGGAAGGAGGCGCAGGACCCUAACAUCAAUCCAGAAAUACUCCGCGACGCCGAGGUACGAGUAGGUGGGGACCUCUGCGACGAAGAGCGGGCAUUUAGACAGCAUCGACAACAGAAGGUUGUCAAAGCACUGUCAUCCUACCUCAACAUACCGGAGGAGGAUAUCCACCCCGAAGAUGUACCAGUCAUUGCGAUGUGUGGCUCAGGAGGUGGUCUGCGCGCUCUAGUUGCAGGCACCGGAUCUUACCUGGCUGCACAGGAAGCAGGGCUGUGGGACUGUAUAACCUACACAGCCGGUGUCAGUGGCAGUUGCUGGCUGCAGACCCUGUAUCAUUCGUCCGUUGCGCAGCAAGACUUUGAGAAGCUUGUCGACCAUUUAAAGAAUCGUCUUGGUGUUCAUAUUGCAUUCCCGCCGGCAGCUCUCGAUCUCCUCACUACUGCGCCGACAAACAAGUACCUUCUCAGUGGUUUUGUGGAAAAGCUUAAAGGCGACCCUGGAGCGGACUUUGGAUUGGUAGAUAUUUACGGAAUGCUGCUUGCAGCGAGACUCUUGGUCCCGCGAGGAGAACUCGGAGUCUCCGAUGUGGAUUUCAAGUUGUCGAACCAGCGAGCCAAUUUGAUAAAUGGGGCGCAUCCGCUACCCAUCUACACGGCGGUGCGACAUGAGAUUCCUGUCGAAGCCAUCGACCACCCAAACGAAAAAACCAAGAAGCAUCCAACGCCCGAAGAUUUGGUGAAAGAGGCACGGAAAGAAGCAUGGUUCCAGUGGUUUGAGUUCACUCCCUACGAAUUCUUCUGUGAAGAACUCAAUGCCGGUAUUCCCACCUGGGCUUUGGGACGUCACUUCAACGCAGGUCGCUCUGAGGUUUCUGCUGAAAACCUCCCCCUCCCGGAGAUGAGAAUUACUGGGCUCAUGGGUGUUUGGGGUAGCGCUUUCUGCGCGACUUUGUCUCACUAUUACAAGGAGGUCCGGCCUGUGAUCAGAGGCUUGGCUGGAUUUGGUGGAAUCGACUCUCUCAUCCAAGGCAAGAACCAAGAUUUGAUCAAGGUGCAUCCCAUCGACCCUGCGGGUAUACCCAACUACGUUAUGGGCAUGAAAGACCAGCUGCCCAACUCCUGUCCAGAGUCGAUUUUUCGAAACGAGCACUUGCGUCUUAUGGAUGCGGGAAUGAGCAACAAUCUGCCAAUCUACCCACUCAUUCGACCUGGGCGUGAUGUUGACGUGAUCAUCGCAUUUGAUGCAUCUGCAGACGUUAAACAGGAGAACUGGCUUUCUGUGGUCGAUGGAUACGCCAAACAACGUGGUAUUAAGGGUUGGCCUAUCGGUACCGGAUGGCCUAAAAUUUCGAGCCUCAAGGAUACUGAAAAUGCCCUCCGCGAGCCAGAGAAUAUCACCAAGGAGCAAAUAACAGAGAAACUUACCAACGCCAAGAAUCAGUUUGGAACCCAGCCCGCUAAUCAAAAGCCCACAUCUAGCACAGACCUGGGCUAUUGCAAUGUUUGGGUCGGCACCACGGAAGAGCGAACCUCGAACAACAAGCCUCCACCAUCCAAACGCCUAUUUGAUACUUCCCACAGUGAAGAUCAUUCCGAGUCCGACUUCCACCUGAUGCGACCAGAUGCCGGAAUCGCGGUUAUCUACUUCCCUUUGAUUCCCAAUCCUUCCGCACCACAGAUCCCUCCCAAAGCCAAAACUCGUUCGCGCGUGGCUGCUCAGUCCAUGCGACAGGAUAGCUCUCAAACCAAGGACCCGGAAUUGCCCCUCGCUCCACAACCCAACUCGAUCGACCCUGCCGUUGAUGAUUUCCUGUCCACUUGGAACUUCAUCUACACGCCCGAGCAAAUUGAUUCCGUCAUUGGUCUUGCGAAGGCAAACUUCUCCGAGGGCGAAGAACAGACUCGCCGUGUUGUCCGUGCUGUCUAUGAGCGCAAGAAAUCCGAUCGACUGCAGAAGGAGGCGGCAGAGAUUCGGAAGAAGAUGGAAGGCUUUGUGCCUCUGUGA